UCAGCUACCGGCACUUUGCAAAAGGAGCCGGCUGCAGCACACACUGUCCGUAGUCAAAUACUGUAGCGCUUUGCAGUGAAAUCCCCCCUGGAGAAUAAACAGGGAAUAAAGCAUCUCGUUUCCCCCGGACUCGGACAAAGAGAGGAGACCGGGACAGCAGCAGCAGCCUCAGCCUCAGCGCAAAAUUAGUAGAUAGAACAAAACCUCAUCAAGGCUUUACAUCGACAUGGGAAAAGAAGUCUCAGUCACCUUGUAAGAUGUUUCCUCACCACAGAGAAAGGGAGCAGCCAAUCUUCAGCACCCGGGCCCAUGUCUUCCAGAUCGACCCCGCCACCAAGAGGAACUGGAUCCCCGCCAGCAAGCAUGCCGUCACUGUCUCCUUCUUCUACGAUGCUAACCGUAAUGUCUACCGCAUCAUCAGUGUGGGCGGCACCAAGGCAAUUAUCAACUGCACCAUUACACCCAGCAUGACGUUCACUAAGACAUCGCAGAAGUUUGGCCAGUGGGCUGACAGCAGGGCCAACACUGUGUAUGGUCUGGGUUUUGCCACGGAGCAGCAGUUGCAUCAGUUCUCAGAGAAGUUUAAGGAGGUGAAAGAUGCAGCUCGUCUGGCACGGGAGAAGUCGCAGGAUAAGGAACUGGCCAACACAGCCCUCAGCAUCGCUGCUCCUCAGUUCUCACAGGACCUCUCAGACGAACUCCAGUCUCCACCGGUAAUGUGUGUGAACGGACCUGAGGACAAGCUAUUCCGGAGCCAAAGCGCAGACAUCACCCUGUCUUCUGAGAAAGAGCGCAUUAAAAAGAUGCUGUCUGAAGGCUCUAUCUGUGAGAUGAACCUGGAGGCCGAGCUCUUCACCCUGCAGGACAGCAAUGUCAAGCUGGUGGCAGCGCUACAUGAGGCUAAUGCCAAUGUGGAGCAGUGGAAGAAACAGCUGGCAGCGUAUCAGGAGGAGACAGAGAGGCUACGAGACCAGGUGGCUGAAUUGGAGGCCCAUGGAGGCCAAGGCCCCAGCGAUCUGCUAAAGGAUGAGCUGACCCAGUCACUGGAGGAGUUGGAGUCCCUGCUCAAGGCCAAAGAUGAGGAAAUCCACAUUUUGCAGAGCAAGAAAACAGAGUACCAUGUGAUGGAGCGAGAGAGGGAGGAGGCCCUUCACAGAUUACAGGAGAUGGAGAUGCGCAACUCAGAUCUGGAGAGGCGCAUCCAGAACACAGAGCAGAACCUGAGUAACUCGCUGGAGGAGCGGGAUCGCAUGGACAACGAGAUCCAGAGGGCCAUCGAAAUCCUGGACAUCAAGAUCUUUGACCUAAAUGACCUCCGGCAGAGCCUGGUCAAGCUCAUCGACAAAUAAGAUGGAGAAUAUGGAGAAAUAAAACCCAUGAGAGAGAAACAGAGAAGAUGACAGGAUUAAAUUCGAUAUGGGCCAAACAGACAGGAAAGAAGCGAGGGGGCAGUAACCAACAGAAGAUGGAGCUGGUCCUGGUCCUCUUCAAGCACAAAAACCACCUCUGUUGAGGGAAGACUGUGGCGACUCCAAGCCUCUGUUGCAGCGGUAGCUGUGCUGUACUUCUCAACAUGUUACACCUAGGUUGUGGCGUUGGCCUAAGCAGCAGCAUAUAAAUGAUAUUGUUUGUCCGAUCUAAAGUAACACACAUAUUUCAUGUUGCUUUCAAGAGUAACAUUCAAUGCAAUAAACCAACUCUAAGGUAAGUGCUUAACAGUGCAAGACAUUUAAUAUUGAGAACUGGUGCUUGUAGUUUUUCAUAUUUUUCAGAGGUACUGAUUUUGGUUAGACAACAAAAAAUGCAGAGUCAGCAGGAAUGAUAAGAAGCCUUAUUUGCUUCAAGUGUGAGAAGAUUAAAAAAACACAAACUUUAAAAUGAAUCUGUGGGGGCUGCACACAGUACAAUUAGUGCAAAGUGGAUGGAAAUUAAGAAAGCAUCGAAGGGGAAAAUCAAAGGUUUCAAAUGUUGUGAUUUGCCUGUUUAACAUCCUGCACAAUGUAACAGUUACUCCAUAACAGCCCAACAGCAGAUUUUGAUUUGUGAGACGUUAAAUUGAUCCGCAAAAGCCACGCUGUUAUAUAUGGUCUUGUACUUGGAUUAUGCAUAAUUUAACAACUAUAAUGUCAGAACCUACAUUCUUAAUAUUAAGUCUGGUAAGCUUGUAAACAGUAAAGAACAAAGUGGUUCCAGUAGAUGCAGUUAUUCAGGGAAAAGGAUGGACAUGUAUGCAAGAUGACGAGUGUCAGUGAGAGCGUAGUGGCAUGCUGAUGAUAGUGUAUGAUAAUCAGGUAAGGCAUGGACAUACAACUUAUAUGAAUAGAUUAAAUAUUGCAGUAUCAUUUAAGUACAAGACACCAAAGACACAAUGUUAAGAGCACAGGCAUUGGUAAGAUGUUUUUUUUUUUUUUUUUUUUUUUUCAAAAGCUUGUCUCAAUAACACAGUCUUGUUUCUGUUCAUAGGGAUUGUAACUUUCUCAAAAUAGGUUAAGGCUUAAUUAGUAGCUAUGGUUAAGUAAGAUGCAUUAAGGUAUAAAAUUUAGGACAAGUAAGUGUUUUCCACAUUAUACGACUCAGCACACGUUACAGCUAUUAAGCAAUCAUUAAAAAAUCAAAGUAAAGUCAUUAAUUAGUCCGCUACAAAUUAUUGAUAAGUUAAUAAUUACUGAUAAGUGACAUUUGGACUGGCCCGGUCUGGAAACUCCUCUCUUAACAAACCACUGAUAAUGACUUAGGAGAGCUACACAUUUUCUUGCUUUGAUUGGUGUGAUGCAUUCAAGGCAGUUUAAGAGACAUUUAACGUCCUUUGUCAUUUUUCAGCACUUUACUUGAUAUUUAGCUGGGGGCAAUGUCAUGCCAUAGGCCUUGUGUGUG
Myripristis murdjan (pinecone soldierfish) is the source of this 2874-nucleotide messenger RNA. Its product is annotated as homer protein homolog 3. Gene Ontology annotation, biological process: G protein-coupled glutamate receptor signaling pathway. The coding region runs from base 258 to 1349 and encodes 363 amino acids. The transcript is spliced from 11 exons. NCBI's taxonomy places the organism in Eukaryota, Metazoa, Chordata, Actinopteri, Holocentriformes, Holocentridae. Gene Ontology annotation, molecular function: G protein-coupled glutamate receptor binding. The record is from RefSeq and is a predicted model, not a curated record.